GCGGCUUCCAACUUGACCACCAUCAUCGCAGCCACUCGCCUUUGAUUUGGCCUCUCCGCACGCGACGCAUAUUGUACAUCUCCUCACCUACCGGUUCUGCUCCCUUGAGCCACGCGAGAGCCGUGACACCAAACCGGACUGGACACUACCUUCGAACUGCCCCGAAACACCCUCGAAAGAUACCCUGUUGCACGAUGGGCAACACCAGCAAAGGGUGCGACGGUGACUUCUACGCCAGCCCUCUCGCGAGUGCCGAAUACCGAGUGGCGUCUCUUCAAAAUUAUCCGCAGACAUCUCUGACCCCGCUACCCAUACAACCCCUCCCCGAUCUCCUUGCUCUUCGAGCAAACGAACUCGAAGAAAUCAAACGUCACACCAUCGAUGUGAAGCGCGUCCAUGCCACACUUUUUCCGGACGAUCGCUUUCCUCUCAAGCCUCGCGCGAUGGUCCGCGCCCUCGACCGAAAUCUGUACGACCUGAAAGCCCGCAGAUGGCUCUCGGCUCAGUUCUAUCCACCUACCCCCCUCUCAUCACUAGAAAGGGUAUCCGCGACUGCCGCCUUCCUCAACGAGAUCACGCGAUGCUGCUGGCUUGCAUAUGCAGCUCUUCGUCUGCCAUCAUCGUUCACACCUCGACAAUGGACCGUCGCGGAAACUUCGCGAACAUCUGCAACGGGCGACGUCGACUCCCACUACAGCCUUGUCCUUGCCGACGCUGGUCUGCGCACACUUCGAUGGCAAGAUGUCCUAUGUGACGUCGAGAUCGUAGCAGAUGCUAGCGAACUUCCCGAAGCGCUGCAGCGACUCUCGAGCGGCGCAGCGCACGUAUUGGCCACGCAGGAUGACCGCAUCUUCCACCUAGGGCUCGCUCUCGCUGGUGACAAAUACCAGCUGGCGUACUUCGACUGCGCUGGGCGCGUUCUUUCUGCCGUGUACGACAUGCACGAGUACCCCAUGUACUUUCUCCGCAUCCUGAUGGGCUUGACGAUGCUCGACAAGUCAUCGAUUGGCAAGGACCCUUCGUUCGUCUCUCGCGGGGGGCAGCGAUUUCUCACCGUCGCCAAUCGCGAGUACGAGGUCAUUGAGACUUUGGCCAUCGACAAGAGGGUCAUUGGUCACGGCACCGUAUACUGGCGAUGCCGUCGGGAGAACGGCAACGACGUGAUAGUCAAGAGCGCAUGGGCGAAUGUGCACCAGUCGCCUACGGAAGGAGACCUCUUCCGAGCAGCGUGCAGUUGCAGGGGUACGCCAGAAUUGGUCUGUGAGGAGAGAGUCUUUCGGUCCGACGGGAAACCAUGGUCGACUAUGUGGAUCCGGGAUACUUUGUCAGGUCAAGACCGACUGCGAUUCAUCCGGCGAAUUCGUCCGCUUGAGCUGCGCCGCCUCGUCCUGGAUUCGACAGGCCGUCCUUUGAAGGAGUUUGCGUCAAAAGACGAGCUGCUUUUGGUUCUCAAGGAUACAAUCAGAACUCACGAGACCAUGUUCAGGUCAGGCCGUCGCAUUCUUCAGUGCAACAUCAGCGAUACGAGCAUCAUGCUUCACCAACCAUCGAGUUCACCUCGCCGACGCGGGCUAUUCGUCGAUCUCAGUCGCGCGGCCUGGGUGUCCGGAUAUGGACCAGACGGAUUCGUCUCCGUGGGGUCUCGGACCGAUUGUCUACCAUUCCAGGCAUGCCAUCUUACCCGACAGCCGGACUCCACGACCCAUCACCUGCCGCAGCACGACCUCGAGUCCUACAUUCACCUGCUCAUGUACAUAUGUGCAAGCUACUCCGGCCCGUCGAACACGCCACGCAAGAACUUCGAUAUCCGCGAUUCACCCAUGGCCCCAUGGUACAACUCCGACAGCGAGGAGAAGUGCAGGAUUAUGACCACCCUCCCCGACGUCGAGUUUCGCGGAUUCCUCGACGACCUGUUCGACCCGUACUUCGACGACCUGAAGGGGCUCGUCUGCGAGUUGCGGACGCUUCUCUUGCGCAGAUGCGACCGUGGCCGUCCCCCUGAUCACGAAGACGUGCUCGAGGUGUUCGACCGCCACAUCGCAGCGCUGCAGACUCCACCUCUUCAGCCCGAACCUGCGCCAGCUCCUCGCCAGCGCGCGCUCGAGAUUCCAAUGGCCGUCGAGACGAGGCGCAAGGGGUUCGUCAAGCGAAAGCUUGCAUGCGCCCCUCUUGCCGAGCGUGCUGCUCUUGCGGCGGCGACCCCUCCACCUGCGCCCGCCAUGCCUAUCGCUACCCUGGCGUCGCCCACCAGUCCAACGGCCGCUCCAACUGCGCCCUCUCCUGUCGCGCUUCCUCCUGCUGUCGCCCGGCCUUCCCCUCCUCCGCCCCAGUCAACCUCGCGAACUAUACCUUCCCCUCGACCAUGCCCCUCAAGGCCGAUGACCAGAGCCAUGAAGCGGCGACUCGCGGAAUCAAGACGGGCUGUGUCGCCCCCUAGCGAUGAUUCCGACCGUACGCUGGUGGAUACGACGCCGGAGCGCAAGGGCUCUUUGCCCGAGAGUCCCUCGCCGAAGAGGAAACUGUCGCCUAGCCCUUCGUCGGAGGACAGGAGACCGUCGCCCCGCCGUAGCAAGAGGCUCGCGUCUCCUGACGCGCCCUCGGACGAGCCACCCCUGCAAGCAACGCGAGCUUCCAAGCGUCGGAAGGUCGCAUAACGCGCUGCGCGUAGGCGUGCUCGUGCUCCCGGCGUGUUAGGAGCCCGGUACCUUCCUCUGCGUCCAGCGUCGAUGAAGGUUGCCGAUGGAGUUGAUGCAUAUGCUGGAGGACUUCAGCGAGCGCCGCCUGUGUACGCCCGGUGUCGUGCUCGCUACGGCUGAAGCCACGGGGAUAUCACCACGAGCCCGUCGCAUAGCGCCACUCAACGGACCACGCCUCUCCUGGAGAGAGGUCUGGGAAGCCGUUUCGUUAUGUGUUAUGUGGAGAACGUAGAAUAGCAUCCUCAGCCCGCGGCGCAGAGGGCGCCGGCGCGUCCGGCCUUGAAUUCACAGAAGUUCUUGUUCAAUGUAAAAUACCCCAAAUGUAAAAUACCCCCAGUGUAGAUACCAUCGUGUUCGUGUUCGGACUUGUGUAUAUCUAGAAUGAUUUCUGUCCCCUGACAAUGUAUUCGACGACGAAAUGUCCGAGGCCG
Messenger RNA from Schizophyllum commune H4-8, 3127 nucleotides. RefSeq lists its product as uncharacterized. NCBI's taxonomy places the organism in Eukaryota, Fungi, Basidiomycota, Agaricomycetes, Agaricales, Schizophyllaceae. The record is from RefSeq and is a predicted model, not a curated record. The coding region runs from base 195 to 2654 and encodes 819 amino acids. The transcript has 4 exons.